Molecule: messenger RNA, 2655 nt
Organism: Fonsecaea nubica
Lineage: Eukaryota; Fungi; Ascomycota; Eurotiomycetes; Chaetothyriales; Herpotrichiellaceae
Exons: 1
Coding region: 1-2655 (884 amino acids)
Source: RefSeq, a predicted model, not a curated record
AUGAAGUUCUCCAGCACCGUCGCCGCCUUCUCGGCUGUCGCGGGCGUCACCCUUGCCAUCCCCCAGGGAGCUUGGUACGGACGCCCGUUCCCACCUUACGACUACUCAGACAAGCCUCAGAGCAUCGACGCUGCCUCCCAUGGCGGAGACCGCCACGGCGCAUCCGCCAAUGGCACUAGCACUCGCGCCAUCGUCGCGGAUAGGGCUUCGACCACGACUACAACCACGGCCUCGGCCACAGCGAACUGGAAUGACUGGAGUGUGGACAGCGCACACACACAUCAAACUCAGAGCAUCGACGCGGCCUCCCACGGUGGCCGCAACGAGAGCCACGGCGCAUCUCACUCCACCAGCGCAGCCGCUGCGGUGGUGGCUGCGAACACCAGGACUACGGCCACGACUAUGGCGAGCAGCAUCUACCGGGCUGUAGAAGGCACACAUACAUACAGGUCUCAAAGCAUCGAUCCAGCAUCCAGCCGUGGCGACAACGACAUCCACGCCCACCGCGCAUCCACGACCACGACCACAGCAAUUUGGAACAACUGGGCCGUGGAAGACGCACACACAUACAAGGCUGAGAGCACUCACGCACACGUCAAUGACCCUAGCAGUGCCACUCCGGUGAGGGCUGCGACCACCACGAUCACCACUACAACGAACAACAACAACCGGCAUGUGGACGGCACACAUACGGCCUCCACGACCACCGCCAACCGCAACCACUGGGACAGCAGGGGUUUAAUUGAGAGCAUCAACGCGAUCCUCGCCCCAGCCUCCAACAUCGACAACGACUCCCACGGCGCAUCCACCACAAGCACUCUUUCUUUCGCCGCAGCGGCUACGACCACAACCACGACCGCAGCAAACCAUAAUAUCCAUGUUGUGGACGGCUCGCACACAACCUCCGUGCCCACGACCGCAGCGAACUGGAACGACUGGGUUGUAGACAGCGUCGACGCACACAAGGCUCAGGGCACCGACCCAGCUUCCCACGGCGGCCACAGCCACGGCGAAUCCAUCAAUGGCACUCGCUCUUUCGCCGGGGUGGAGGUUGCGAAGACCACGAGUACGACCACAGCGCACCACAACAGUCGGGCUGCGGAUGGGGCGCACACGGCCUCUACAACCACAACCGUAGCAGAAUGGAGCAACUGGGUUGUGGACGGCGCAGACCCGUACAAGUCUCAGAGUGUCGAUGCCACCUCCCACAGCGGUAAGGACAGCCACGGCACAACUGCCACCAGCACUCGCUCUUACGCCACAGCAGAGGCCGCGAAAACCACGACCGCGGAUCCUGCCAACUGGAACAACUGGGUUGUCGACGGCGAACACACGUCCACCACCACCGUGACCCACAAGUCUGUGGACGCAUACGAAAGGUCUACGACCUCAACCCGGACCACGGACCCUGCCGACUGGAAUAACUGGGUUAUCGAUGGCGAACACAAGAGCACAACCUCGGCGAACCACAAGAGUGUGGACAGUGCACAUACGACCUCCUCGACCGAGGCCACGACCACGACCACGGACCCUGCGAAGUGGAACGACUGGGUUCUAGACGGUGCACACACCACGAGCACAGCGAGCACAGCGAGCCACAAGUCUGUGGAUGCACACGAGACCUCGACAACCACAACUGCGGCCGCUGAUCCAGCGAACUGGAAUAACUGGAUUUUGGACGGCGAACACACGACCACGACCACGACGAACCACAAGAGCAUUGACGCACACACGACUUCCACGACGACGGCCAAAACCGCGAUCACAGACCCGGCGAACUGGAACGACUGGAUCGUGAACGACGCGCACACGAGCACCACCUCAGCGAACGACAAGAAUGUGGACGCACACGAGACCUCCAAGACCACAACCUCCACGACGACGAUCGCGGACCCGGCGAACUGGAACAACUGGGUUGUGGACGGCGCACAUGCGACCUCUACAAGCACAACUACGAGCACAGUGAACCACAAGGACCGGAGUGUCCACGACGUACACACGACCUCGACGACUUCGGACCCCGCAAACUGGAAUAACUGGGUUGUGGACGAAGGACACCCGUACAGCCACACGACGACGACCAUCGCCGCCGUCGCUGCCACAACCUCCACAACUUCCACCUCCUCCACCAGCUCCCACAGCAGCACGGCAUGCCUCAGCCACGCCGCGGCCUCCAGCGUGGUCAACAGCUUCGCCUCCCUCCUGACCGCCUACGACGACGCGACUGCCGAGAAACUCCUCUCCCCCUCCUUCACCGACUCUUCAGACUCGACCAACUUCUUGGCCGGCAAGCCGCUGGGCAGCGCGACAUUCGCGAGCAAACGCGCCUUUCAGCAGGGCCAGGGCCAGGCCGCGCAACCGUCCACCAAGUUCAACGUGCUGUCCAUCGACGCCGUGACCUGCGACGUCAUCGCGUUCCGGUGGGAGGCCGUUUUCGCCAACACUGGUGCCGGUGCCGGUGAGGGUGCCGGUGUUCCCGUGAAAGGCAUCAAUAUCCUCCACACGGUCAACCCGACCGGCGCGGCCGACGGGUGGCAGAUCGAGCGCGUCUUCUCCGAGUUCAACUCGGCCGUCUGGACCGUCGGGGCUGGCGGGUCCUGUGCGCCGCCUCCGGCGCAGCAGCACGGUCAAGCUCAAGCGAAAGGACAGGCGUAA